Messenger RNA from Miscanthus lutarioriparius, 516 nucleotides. The record is from the annotation of a GenBank genome assembly. NCBI's taxonomy places the organism in Eukaryota, Viridiplantae, Streptophyta, Magnoliopsida, Poales, Poaceae.
AUGGAGGUAGUCUCAUCGUCGAAGCUAGCGUGGUUCGCUCUCGCGUUCACCGUGGUGUCCGCCGACGCUGCCGGCCGUGUCUCGGCCCAGAACACGGCGCAGGACUUCGUGAACCUGCACAACUCGCCGCGCGCGGACGUGGGCGUCGGGAACGUGACCUGGAACGCCACGGUGGCGGCGUACGCGCAGAGCUACGCGAACCAGCGCGCGGGCGACUGCCGGCUGGUGCACUCCGGCGGCCCCUACGGGGAGAACCUCUUCUGGGGCUCGGCGGGCUACGCCUGGGCGGCGUCGGAUGCCGUGGGAUCCUGGGUGGCGGAGAAGCAGUACUACGACCACGCCACCAACACCUGCUCCGCGCCGUCCGGCCAGUCGUGCGGCCACUACACGCAGGUGGUGUGGCGCGCCUCCACGGCCAUCGGCUGCGCCCGCGUCGUCUGCAGCAACAACGCCGGCGUCUUCAUCAUCUGCAAUUACUACCCGCCCGGCAACGUCAUUGGACAGAGCCCUUACUAG